UGGUGCUGCCCAGUUCAAUAACGCACGUCGUCGUCGUCAACAAAUCGAAACGGAGGAGAAAAAGUGUCUGUUUGCAUCAUCCGUUCGCCAGCGUGCCAGGGCCCCUUGCUGUCGCUGUACACAUCGCCUCCCCAGAAAGCCCACGGCACACAACAACACAAAAAACGCACGGAGACUACACAGUCGUCAACAAACAAAACGCGCAGGAAAACAGGAACCUUCGCUUCUAGCGAGGCAAGCGUGGUGUGGUGUGUGGCAGCAAUCGUGUGUGUUACGCUCUCGAACGUCGGUCCAAGUGAGUCCCGUCCUCGGCCACGCGAAAGAUCCCCGCGGCCGUCGUCGUCGUCGUCAUCCUACCAAUUUCUGCCGUGGCACACUUGGGGAGGGCUGCAACCGCCGUGUUGUAAGCGCUCGGAAUCGAUUUGGAUGGAAGCAUGAACCAAGAGCCUUUCACAUACGCCUUAUCGCAGAUCGCUCACUUAGUGUCGAACGUGAACAAGAAAAACUCCCCGGCCACAGCACGUCAGCUAGCGCAGCUGGUGAAGGACUUCGGACUAGAGGCCGACCGUCACUUGCUGCGUUGUCUGUUCUCCUCGAUCGACUUCGGGGACGCCACACAUUCCGCCGCCAGGGGUUAUUGCCAGGCUCGCUUACUGGCCACGGAACUCGCGAGCCUGACAAAUAAACCGCAGCUGGUCGCCAACGUUUGCUUCGCCGUCGACAAUCCGUUCCCGCAGCAAAAGUCCCUGAAGCCGACAUCGAACCUGCUGGCACAGAUCUCGAAAACGCUCUCCUGUACACCGAUCCAGGAAACGGCGCUUUCGAUCGCUUUGCUGCACUCGGAACAGCCGGAGAUAGUGCGGUUUGCGGAAGCGCACCUUAAGAACUGUCUCACCGAGCUAAUCGAGAGCUACAUCGACUCUGACUCGGGCAGCAACAACGUAGAGGGCAGCCUUAACGACGUAUCGCCCGAGUUUCUGCAGCAGAUACUGUCCCUAAUCUCGUACGGCCGGCACACCGCCCUCGGGCUUACCGACCAAACGUACGAGCGCUUCCGGAGCCAGCUGUGCCGCGACUUUCCGCGUGACCGCGUGCCGCUCAUCCUAGCGCCGCUGCUGUACGCGGAGAGUUCGGAAAUUUCGGCCGAAAUAUUGAAGCUCAACACGCACAGCAUCCUGCAAUCGUCGAUCAUGAAAACGUCCUGGACCAAUCUGGUCGUGGAGGUGGGCUACUCGUUCACCGCGACGCUCGACGACUGCCGGAACCAUCUGCUGAAGGUGGGCGGGCGCGACAUCACGCCCCAGGAUGUGGCGAAGAUUGUGUCGUCCAUGUGCUUGACGCACGAGUCGCUGUCGGAGAGUAGCAUCAAUCUGCCGACGCCGAGCGCCUUCUGGCCGCAGGGCAGUGGCGAUCCGUCCGGCCAGAAGGGCAAGGAUGGCAAUGGGGGGUCGUCCGCGUCGGAAGUCACCACCUGGAAGCCGGAGGUGCUGGUGCAGGCGCUGAAGGAGGUAGUGCCUGCCCUUAACUGGAAGGAGGUGUGCGUUGCGCUGGACCAUCCGGAGUUUCUGCUGAAGGACCGGGCCGGGCUGUCGCUGCUGCUGACGAUCGUGAAGAUGGGCAUGCAGGCGAGCAACAUGGGCCAAACCUUCCCGGUGGAGUGUCUGUAUCAGCGGUGGACGAACGUCGAAGGUCAGCUGUCGAUCAUUUCGCUGAUACUGAAAAACUCCGACCUGUACUCGUUCGCCGACCACAUCUACACUAGCGUGUCGCUCGAUCUGCUGAAGACGCCGCCGGAGACGGACAGCAAGGAGGUGGCGUGCUGGAUGUCGCUCCACCUGGUGGACGUGCUGCUGUACAUCGCGGACCAUGCGAACCUGAGCGAGAAGGUGAUGAAGAUUUUCAAGGUGCCCGGUUCGCUCUGCCCGGACGUGCUGUUUCUGGCGCUGCUGCAGAUCAACCCGCCGAUGACGACGGCCCGGCAGGAGCUGUUCACCAAUCUGGUGCCGAUCUUCCUCGGCAACCAUCCGAACGCGGGCACGAUACUGCACCACGCCUGGAACCAUUCCACGUUCAACGUGACGCUGCGCCCGAUCAUCCUGCACGCCAUGUCCGACUGGUACAUGGUCGGGGAGGGCGACCAGUCGCGGCUGUCCCGCAUCCUCGAUGUCGCGCAGGACCUGAAGGCGCUGUCCAAUCUGCUCAACAUUCGCACGUACAUGUUCAUCAUCGAUCUGGCCUGCCUGGCGUCGCGCCGCGAAUACCUCAAGCUGGAGAAGUGGCUGGCGGACAAGAUACGCGACCACGGCGAACCGUUCGUGAAGACGAUACUGAAGUUUCUGCAGCGCCGCUGCCCGCAAAUCCUGGGCGGCAAGUACAGCGAGGAGCAGAUCCCGAAGUCGUCCCAGCUGCCGCCCGAAACGCUCAUCACCAUACUGAACUGUUUGCAGGCAUGCAUCGCGAGCUGUACGCCCGAGGUGGCGGACAUGAUCCACAGCAUGAUGCAGUACGGUAUGCUGCUGAACUCGAAGUCGCGCGCCCAGCAGCAACAGCAGCAGCAGCAGGCGCCUCAGCAGCAGCAGCAGCAGCCGCCGCCGCCCGGCGUGCUCCGGUCGCACCGCGGCCUGGAAGCGUUCGGGGCCAAUGCGAUGGGCAGCCAGCUGCUGCCCCCGAUGGUGGACUCGCUCAACAGCCUGACCGCGAACAUUGGCGGCCUUAGCAUCGGUGGCCCCGGCGGCGGCAACAGUGCGUUCAGCUUCAACAACAUCAUUGCGACGCCGCCGUCGCCCUCGCGCCUGCUGCCCUCGAGCAGCCCGUUCCCGAUGAUGCCGCUGCCGCCCGGUGCGGCCGCCGCUGCCCAGGCCGGCACGCUCAGCCGGCUGCAGCAAACGCCGAACGAUAAGCUCGGGGCGGCGGCGGCCGCCGGCGCCGCCGGCAUUCCCACCCAGGCGCUCGCCCCGUUCACGGCCGACGCACCGGUGCCCGUCUCGAAGGAGGUGGAGGACGAGGCGAACAGCUACUUCCAGCGCAUCUACAACCUGCCGCCGCAUCCGACGCUGUCGAUCGACGAGGUGCUGGACAUGCUGCAGCGCUACAAGGACUCGCCGAACCGGCACGAGAACGACGUGUACCAGUGCAUGCUGCGCAACCUGUUCGAGGAGUAUAAGUUUUUCCCCCAGUACCCGGACAAGGAGCUGCAGACGACGGCCCAGCUGUUCGGCGGCAUGGUGGAGCGCAAUCUCGUCACCACGUACGUGGCGCUCGGGCUGGCGCUGCGCUGCGUGCUCGAUGCGCUGAAAAAGCCGGAAGGCACGAAGAUGUACUACUUCGGCAUUACCGCGCUGGACCGGUUCAAGAACAAGCUGCACCUGUACCCGAAGUACUGCGAGUAUGUGCACUCGAUCGCGCACUUUAGCGAGUUCCCGGCGCACCUGAUCGAGUACAUCGAGUACGGGUCGCAGGGCCAGGAGCCGCCGAACAAAACGCUUGGUCCGGGGCCGCUGCCACCGUCGAUUUUGCAGUUCAUGCCGAGCGGGGCGGCCGGUCGGGGUGGACCGGUGGGCAAUCCGCUCUAUCGGAGCAACUCCGUCACCGGCACGAGCAACCUCACGCUGGCUGGUGUUUCUACGUCCGCUUCGGCUGCAGCUGCAGCCGCAGCCGCCGCCGCUGCUGCUGCUGCCGGUGGGGCCGGUGCGGGUACGCCUGGAAAGAUCAAUCUUUCCGCCCAGCUAAUCCCUCCCGGUGCAGCCGGCGGUGGAGCGGCAGGUGCUAGCGGUGGCGGUGGGGCGGGUGCAGGUGUUGCCGGCUCAAGCGGCAACAGUGGUGCCACUGGUGGAAGCAGCGGCGGUGGACAACCGCCGCGCGUCAAAUCGAUUGCAAACGCAACCAACAUCGACACGCUGCUGGUGGCGACACAGGACCGGGAGGAGAAGAUCAUUGCGCCGCCGGACGCCAUCCAGGACAAGACGGCGUUCAUCUUCAACAACCUGAGCCAGAUCAAUCUGCAGCAGAAGUGCGAGGAGAUCAAGGAGAUACUGCAGAAGGAUUACUACACCUGGCUGGCGCAGUAUCUCGUGCUGAAGCGUGCCUCGAUCGAGGUGAACUUCCACGUGCUGUACUCGAACUUUCUCGACGCGCUCAAGAUACCGGAAAUCAACCGGCUGGUGACGAAGGAAACGUUCCGCAACAUCCGCGUGCUGCUGCGGUCGGACAAGGGCAUUGCGAACUUUUCCGACCGCUCGCUGCUGAAGAAUCUCGGCCACUGGCUGGGCAUGAUGACGCUCGGGCGCAACAAGCCGAUCCUGCACCUGGACAUUGACGUGAAGUCGCUGCUGGUGGAGGCGUACAACAAGGGCCAGCAGGAGCUGCUGUACGUCGUGCCGUUCGUGGCGAAGGUGCUGGAAUCGUGCGCGAAGAGCAAGGUGUUCAAGCCACCGAACCCGUGGACGAUGUCGAUCAUGAACGUGCUGGCGGAGCUGCACCAGGAGCCGGACCUGAAGCUGAACCUGAAGUUCGAAAUUGAGGUGCUGUGCAAGAACCUCAACAUUGACGUCAGCGACCUCAAGCCGGCCAUCUACCUGAAGGACCCGGAGCGGGCGCAAAACAUCGAGUAUCAGCUGUCGCAGCCGAAACCACCGAAGGAGACGGCCGCCGCGGCGGUGAUGGGUGGUGCGGGCGUGGCCGGACUCGGUGUCGGGGGUAAUGUGGGCGGCGGCGGUGGUGGAGGUGGUGGUGGCGGUGUUGUUGCCGUCGUGCCGCAGCUUCCUCCCGGGGCCGGCCCGGACGAUAUGGGCUCGAGCGGACCGUCCAGCUCGCCGGCAAACGUGGCGAUGGAUCCGGCGCUGGCAGCGACCGGUCCGCCGGAGCCACGCUUCCACUACUCCGACAUUAACAUUGCGAACCCGAGCCUGAACGCGCAGCACAUCGUGUACCAUCCGACGGUGGCGAUCCUGCACACCCAAACGCACCUGAAGGUGAUCGUGAAGAGCUGCCUGGAGCGCACCAUCUCCGAGUGGAUCUCGCUGAUCGUGGAUCGCAGCGUGAAGAUUGCGUCCAAAACGACCGAACAGAUCGUGCGCAAGGAUUUCGCGCUCGACUCGGACGAGACGCGGAUGCGCCGGUCGGCCCACAAUAUGGCGCGCAGUCUGGUGGCGGGCAUGGCGAUGAUCACGUGCCGCGACCAGAUGGUGCAGACGAUUCAGAACAACAUCAAGGUGGCGUUCGCGGCCGCGGUCGGUAGCGCGCAGAAGGAAGCGAUCAUUGAGCACGCCGCCCAGCAGCUGGCGAUGGACAACAUUGAGCUGGUGACCGCGUUCAUCCAGAAGACGGCCAUCGAGAAGGUGGCGAUCGAGAUGGACAAGAUACUGGCGGAGGACUUCCAGCUGCGCAAGCUGGCGCGGCAGGAGGGCCGGCGCUACUGGGACGCGGCCGUACUGUCGUACCAUGCGGAACGGAUGCCCGAGCGCAUCAAGCUGAAUGUGGGCGGCGUGUCGCCGAGCCAGCUGGCAGUGUACGAGGAGUUUUCGCGCAACAUUCCCGGCUUCCUGCCGAUUACGGAACGCGAUGCGGCCCAGUUUGCCCCCAAGAUGGCGGAGAUGCUGCCAUUCGUUGCUACGCCGGACGAGAUCGGUGCGAUCUACGAUGAGCUGGCGAGUAAGAUGGAUACGUUCAUCAAAACGACACGUCUCGUGCCGAUAUUGCAGCUUCACACCAACAACAUGGAGCAGCUGCUGGAGUGUUUGAUUCACGCGCACCGUUCGCUCGACAAUCUGACCGGUUGCACGCUGCUGAACAAGGCAGUCGAGGGCCUGCUGGAAGGUUUAAUCAACAUCCCGGACCAGAUCGAGCACGUCAAGCUGUACCGGGACAUUCAUCUGCGCGUGAUGCGCCUGAUGCAGGACCAUCGGCUGUUCGGUCCGAUGUGGACGAACAAAGCGAUCACGCGCUACAUGCUGGAGUGCCGGGAGGAGCUGCGCUACAACGUGGAAGCGGUCGAUCUGCUGAUUACGUCCAACUUUGUUAACAUGCAGCAGUUCGACAUGAUGCUGGUGCAGCUGAUGGACAAUGGGAACAACUACGUGGCGGUCGUGUUCGCCAUGCAGCUGCUGCAGACGUUCUUCAUCGACGAGCGGCACAAUUCGGCCAUCACCGAGAACGAUCUGGCCGGCACGAUCGAGAUGCUGCACCGGCUGACGGCGCACCCGCGCGCACCGGAAGGUUUGACGCACCUGAUCGAGAUGCUGCGCGCCAAUCACGAUCCGAACUCGUUCCUGAUGGAUCGUGCCAUCGUUGGGCCGACCUCGUACAUCCACGCGGGUGUGGCCCAGGCACGGUCGGACAUUGACGAUUCGCCCGGUUUUCUCGAGCGGGCCGAGUUCCUGCUCAAGGACUGGGUCACGAUUGCACUGUCGCCCAACACGUGCCGCGAUCCGCUCAAGGGUUUCAGUGUGUUUGUGGGCAAGAUGAACGCGCACGGCAUACUGAAGGGCGAUGAGCCGCUGACGCGCUUCUUCCGCUUCGCCACGCAGUACUGCAUCGAUCUGACGUAUCGCAACAUGAACGAGCCGAACGCUAAAACGAAAAUCUUCCAGUUUAUCGACGCGUACGUUCGGCUGAUUGCGCUGCUGGUAAAGCACUCCGGCGAGAGUGGCAGCACCAACACGAAGCUGAAUCUGCUGAAUAAGAUUCUCGGUAUCAUCAUCGGCAUACUGCUGCACGAUCAGGAGGUCCACACGACCGCGUUCCAGCAGGUCGGCUACCAUCGCAUCUUCGCCAUGCUCUUCCUCGAGCUGACCACGCACGAUCCGAUCCUGGAGAACAUCAGCAUCAGCGUGAUCACGGCGUUCUGCCACACGUUCCACAUACUGCGCCCGUCCGCGGCGCCCGGCUUCUGCUACUCCUGGCUCGAGCUGAUUGCGCACCGCGUCUUCAUCGGGCGCGUUCUCGCCCAGAUCCCGCAGCAGAAGGGCUGGCACAUGUACUCGCAGCUCCUGAUCGACCUGUUCAAGUAUCUGGCCCCGUUCCUGCGCAAUGCCGAGCUAGCCAAGCCGGUGCAGCAUCUGUACAAGGGUACGCUGCGCGUGCUGCUGGUGCUGCUGCACGAUUUUCCCGAGUUUUUGUGCGACUACCAUUUCGCGUUCUGCGACGUCAUCCCGUCAAACUGCAUCCAGAUGCGCAACCUGAUCCUGUCGCCGUACCCGCGCAACAUGCGCCUGCCCGAUCCGUUCACGCCGAACCUGAAGGUCGAUAUGCUGAAUGACAUUGGAGGAUCGCCACGGAUUUCCAUCAACUACGCGUCCUCCAUUCAGCCGGUAAGCUUCAAGAAGGAUCUCGACUCGUACCUGAAGGCCCGCGCACCGGUCACCUUCCUGUCGGAGUUGCGCUCCAAUCUGCAGAUCUCGAACGAGGUCGGCUCGCGCUACAAUAUUCCGCUGAUGAACGCGCUCGUGCUGUACGUUGGCACCCAAGCAAUUGCUCACAUUCGAUCGAAAAAUUUGGGCCCAACAAUGUCCACGAUUAUACACAGCGCGCACAUGGAUAUCUUCCAAAACCUGGCGGUCGAUCUGGACACGGAGGGACGCUACCUGUUCCUGAACGCGAUCGCCAACCAGCUGCGCUAUCCGAACAGCCACACGCACUACUUCAGCUGCUGCAUACUGUACCUGUUCGCAGAGGCAAACUCGGAAGCCAUUCAGGAACAAAUCACGCGCGUUUUGCUCGAGCGCCUGAUCGUCAAUCGUCCGCAUCCGUGGGGUCUGCUGAUCACGUUCAUCGAGCUGAUCAAGAAUCCGAUCUACAAGUUCUGGGAUCACGAUUUCGUGCACUGUGCGCCAGAAAUUGAACGACUUUUCGAAUCGGUGGCAAAGUCGUGCAUGGUCACGAGCAAGAGCCAGCAGCAAAUUCAAAACGUCGAGCCGGAUAUCACCGAGUGCAGCUAAAUAUAUGGUUGCCAACAUCAGGCUCCAGCUUUGCGGCAACACAGCAUCGAUAAUAUCAAACACCCGAAACGUCAGCCCGAAGAAAAAGAAUUACAAAAAAAAAACCCGUUGGGUGUCGGUUGACGAUAAAACUGAACAGAAUUAGGCAAACACACACCAUCUGUACAUACGCGAUACCAUUGUCACAACAAGUCAGUGCACGUCCUCUUUAAUGUAGGGAAAUUGAUGGAUUAGAUGGAGAACAGCCAAGCAUCAAACGUCAAACGCGAAACUAUCUUAGUUCAUUUGAGCCGAAACUGUACAUUUUGCGAGCGAGAACAGGUUUAGGAAAACGUGUGUAAGUAAUCGAAAACCGAAACGAUUCGUCCCCAGCCACGGUUACAUUUUCCUCCGUCACCUUUGGAGUGGCCGCUGAAGGUGACGGGAGAUUGCCGUUUCCUCCCAAGGUACAGCUUAACGUUGCUUUUGGUCGGUGUGCGAAUCUACACGUCUUUUUUGUUGUUGUGAGUAAUAAUGUAAGUAGCGAUGUACAGAGUUGCAAAAUAGUACUGUAAAAGGAUGUUCUAGAUCGGUGCGAUACAUUUUACUCGAUGCACUAGAUAUAGAAUAAAAUUGUUCGUAAUAAGUGUAAUAAAUAAGGGAUUCGAAUUUGAAAUCUAA
Molecule: messenger RNA, 8594 nt
Organism: Anopheles arabiensis
Lineage: Eukaryota; Metazoa; Arthropoda; Insecta; Diptera; Culicidae
Gene: Not1
Product: CCR4-NOT transcription complex subunit 1
Exons: 12
Coding region: 435-7934 (2499 amino acids)
Biological process (GO): nuclear-transcribed mRNA catabolic process, deadenylation-dependent decay
Cellular component (GO): P-body; CCR4-NOT core complex
Molecular function (GO): molecular adaptor activity
Source: RefSeq, a predicted model, not a curated record